Molecule: messenger RNA, 1176 nt
Organism: Hydra vulgaris (swiftwater hydra)
Lineage: Eukaryota; Metazoa; Cnidaria; Hydrozoa; Anthoathecata; Hydridae
Molecular function (GO): protein binding
Source: RefSeq, a predicted model, not a curated record
ACGAAAACACGGAAACUAAAUUUGUCAAUAUGCUUUAAAAAUUGCUUCAAAAACUUAAAUGUAUAUAUGUUUUGUUUUCUUAAAAUAAAAAUAAACAAGUUCUUUAACUUUUGCAAUAAUGAAUGCUAUCAUUUUAUUUUUAUUUUUGGAAUAUACCUUUCUUACUAAGUCAGUUUCACCAACGUUAGAUGUACGUUUAAAUGGACUCGAUCUAAAAAGUCUUUUAAUGGGAUCAAACGAUUAUAUUAAAAUUGUGGAUAAAGGUCAAUUAUCGAGUAUCAUACAGCUGCUUCAGAGUAAUUUUACAAAACAAUUACCCGCAAUUCAGCCUGAGCUUCAGCAGCUGCGAUUUCAAUUUCAGUCGGGAAUAAAGCUAUACUACUCAUUAAAACUUUUGUCAAGUGAUGUUACUAUAAUGAAAACCCCAACCGUAAAUAUACCUCUUAUGGGAAGACUGGAAACAAGCUGGAUAGAUUUUGAAGUUCGAUUUCCUUGCACAGAAAGUUUGACUGGCGUUGUAAUACUGGAACUUAUAAUGGACUUUUUUAUAGACGAAAAAAGAACCGAGCUUUAUAAAAGAAUAAAUUUAUCGAUGAAUCGAAAUUGUCGAAGAGAUAUCGUAUCAACACUUCCUUCAUUAACAAGUACCACGUCAACGUACGCAGGAAAUAUAUGCGAGAAGCAAUGUGAUAUGAAUAACUUUAAACGAAUGUAUUGUCUGUCAGAUUUUGUUGCAAGAUUAAAGAUUACAGAAGUAAACUUAAACAAUUCAGAUGGUCAUUAUGUUGCACACGUGACUAAGCAAAAAAUCUUUAGACACCCAACAUUUUUAAAAAUAAGCAAGCGAAAUCAAAGAAUUGAAUCUUUUAGUUUGUCAUUGACUUGCGAAUGUAAACCUCUAGAAAUCGGGAAAAGAUAUUUAUUGUUUGGCAGAGAAGACGUCAAUCAAAAUCUUCUAUUCGUUAAUAAAUACUCACUGGCAUUUGAAUUAUCUGAAAAUAUUGGUUUAUAUAAAGAGUUUCUACAAUCCUACAAAACAAUUAAAUGUCCCCCGUAUUUAAUGAGAUGGUUUAAUAAUAGAAACAGCAAGUGGUUUGCUUGAUCUUGUUUCUUUUUGAUCGUAAUUUAUUUUUUUAUGUAGUUAUAAUAUAUAUAAUCAUAAGAAAAAUUUUUUUA